Molecule: messenger RNA, 4715 nt
Organism: Nyctereutes procyonoides (raccoon dog)
Lineage: Eukaryota; Metazoa; Chordata; Mammalia; Carnivora; Canidae
Gene: SPRED3
Product: sprouty related EVH1 domain containing 3
Exons: 4
Coding region: 1050-1937 (295 amino acids)
Biological process (GO): negative regulation of MAPK cascade; multicellular organism development
Cellular component (GO): membrane
Molecular function (GO): protein kinase binding
Source: RefSeq, a predicted model, not a curated record
AUCAAGCAGCUCCUGUCCACUGCCGUGGCCUGAUGGACGACUGUCACAGCAGCCUCCUCACAGGUCUUGCCAUGCUCCUGCCCUGUCGCCCCCAACCUCAGUCUGUUCCACAGGGGCCCUGCUAACACCUGACUCAGAUCAUGUCCCUCCCUCUGCUCAGAACCCUUCUGUGGCUCCAUCUUGCUCAGAGAUCCUUACCAGGAGGCCCUACACCACCAGCCCCUGUCUGCUCUAAGUAUAUAUGGAGGCAUUUGGUGAGGGACCGUCUGGAUGUGUCAGAUAGAGUUUAUAAUCCUGAAUGUGGGUUCAGCAGGAAUAUUCGGGGCUGCCUGGAAUGAUGUAGAAGGACAACGUUGAGGCUUCAGCUAGGGAUGUAGUAGAAAGACUUGGAUUGUUUGAAAAGGCUUGGGGGUCGGGUUGCAUCUCAGAGCAGGGGUCAGAAGGAACAAUGUAGGGGGGUUUGAAAUGGUGUGAAGAUAGAUACAUGGUGAUAUUGGGCGAGGAUGUAAGGAAACAUCUAGGGUGUUCACCAGCAUCCGAGGGGAAAAUCUAUGGGAGUUUGAUAAGAAUUUGGGGGUAGCAUUUUGGGACGUUAUUGGGGCAUCAGAAGGAGAUUAGCUGUAAUAUUUUGAGCUGUUCAGGAGAGUUCGGGGAAUAUCGAGCCUAAAGGAGGGACACUGGGUUAUCAGAAGGGGAUAUGGAAAAUAUAGGGAUCAAGGGGCUUGGGGGAAAUAUUGAGGGUAUCAGAGGUGUGCUCAAUAAAAUUGGGGAGUGGUGUUGGGUGUUGACCAGGGUUCAGGGGUACACCUAGGAUUGACAAAUGAAGUUUGUGGGAUACUGAGGUAUGCAGAUAUGCUGAGGGUUGACAGGAAGUCACCAGCAUGGCUGGUAGGGGGUGUCUGAUCUGGUCCCCCUCCUGCCCCCUCAGACCACCUUGGAGUGUACCCUGAGGCCAGGCUUGGUUUACAACAAAGUGAACCCCAUUUUUCAUCACUGGAGCCUGGGUGACUGCAAGUUUGGACUGACGUUCCAGAGCCCUGCAGAGGCUGAUGAGUUCCAGAAGAGCCUGCUGGCCGCACUGGCUGCGCUGGGGCGAGGACACCGCAGAGACUCCCUGCCCUCUGACGUCCCACGUGGACAGCGAGUCCUCCUCCAGUCACAGCCGCCAGGAGACGCCUCCCACCACCGCGGCGGCCACUAUCAUCACCGUGGAGUCCGCUUCUGGCUUCGGGCCGGCUACGUCCCCCCAGCGCCGCCGCUCCUCCGCGCAGAGCUACCCUCCGCUCCUACCGUUCACGGGGAUUCCGGAGCCCUCAGAGCCCCUGGCCGGGGCAGGGGGCCCGGGCUGGGGCGGCCGUGGCUAUGAGGAUUACCGGCGCGCCGGGCCGCCCGCGCCCCUCGCCCUGUCCACCUGCGUCGUGCGCUUCGCCAAGACCGGCGCGUUGAGGGGCGCAGCGCUGGGGCCCCCCGCUGCGCUACCCGCCCCUCUCGCCGAGGCUGCGCCCCCAGCGCCCCCCGCUCGCCCACCCCCGGGCCCCGGGCCUGCCCCUGCGCCCGCCAAGGCCUCCCCCGAGGCGGAGGAGGCGGCGCGCUGCGUGCACUGCCGGGCGCUCUUCCGCCGCCGGGCCGACGGGCGCGGGGGCCGCUGCGCCGAGGCCCCGGACCCGGGUCGCCUGCUGGUGCGCCGGCUCAGCUGCCUGUGGUGCGCCGAGAGCUUGCUCUACCACUGCCUGUCGGACGCCGAGGGCGACUUCUCGGACCCGUGCGCCUGCGAGCCGGGCCACCCGCGCCCCGCCGCGCGCUGGGCCGCGCUGGCCGCGCUCUCCCUGGCCGUGCCCUGCCUCUGCUGCUAUGCGCCCCUGCGCGCCUGCCACUGGGUCGCAGCGCGGUGCGGCUGCGCAGGCUGCGGGGGCCGCCACGAGGAGGCGGCGCGGUGAGGACUGCCUGGUGGGUCCGGUAGCUGCACCGAGGACCCCAAAUUGAGGGUCCAGGACCCUGGACUCCGCUCGGACCCCCAAACCCAAACCUAGGCACACCCGGAACUUGGAGCUUGAGUUUGGAUUGAGAGACCCCAGACCUGAAACCUGGACCCCAAAUCUAGGACUGAGAGACCCCAGACCCAGCUUCAUUGGGAUGUCUGUCCAAGAGGUUCCAGGCAUCCUGAGUUCUGGCAUCCCCAUCCUGCCACCACCCCCUCCCUGACCUAGACUAAGGAGACUCCAGGCAUCCCCAGACUCUUCACCUCAGGCAGGCCGGGGAGCACAUGUAUCCCUGAGAGUCACAGGGCCGGGCCCCCUGACUCCCUGUUCAAAUAACCAACCCAGACCCGGUCAUGCCUGACACCAUGAACCCUCAGCCUACAGUUCCGGAGUUAGUCAGGAGUUGCCAAUACCUGACCCUGCCUGCAUACAAUUAUUCCUGCAUACAGUUAGAUCUUGAGACCAUAGAACCCAGAUUCACCCCAAAUGGUCCCUGAAUGCUCACCUAAAACUUGGGGCACCCAUAUCUGCGGUAUUCUUGUAGCCCCCAGGACCCUGAGGCACCAAACCCUCUUGAGAUGCCCUGAGUGCUUAGGUAUGCCCAAACAGAUGUUCUCUGACCAAAAUGACUUGGGAGACCCAUCUCAGAGCCUCCAUCUAUGCCCCUCAACCAAACUCUAGAUGUCACACUCCCAAGAUGCUCUGGGAGCCAAGGAGUGUAGACCCACCCACCCCAGACCAGUGUUCCCAGAACUUUGGAUCUCACAUAUAGGACUCUGAGGUGCCUAGUACUCCCAGAUGUAGUACUGAAGGCCACCAAUAUAUUAGGGCCCAAGACACUGGUCUCAAGUCCUCAGAUAACCCUCUUUCAAAACCCCUUAGACUUGGGAUUUCAAGCCCCAGAAUGGCCUGGAAUCUUUGGCUGCUUUGUACCCAUAGAUCCCCAAUCCCCUAUAAAAGCUGGAAGCCCAGCUCCCAGGUGAUGGGAUGUUCAUCGCAACCCAGACCUCUCAUCCCUCGGCCCCCAGCUCCUGAAUGACCCGGAAGUACUUUGGGAGUACCAGUUCCAAGACCCCAAGGUGCCAUCGGUCCCUCAAAUUCAGGGCUUAAGCCUAUACAACAUUGGGAUUGUCCCUGACUCAAGACCUUGACCCCUCCAUACAAGAUGGAACUGAGGUGCUCCAGGACCGUAGCACCUUCAGAUCCCAGAUUCUUUGGACUUAAAUCUCUUAAGGCUGAUAUUCCCGGAGACUUGCUGCCCUUGAAUCCUACUGGCCAUAAGCCCCUGAAACCCCAAGGUCCCAGACCUCUGAAUUCAAGCCCCAAGCAUCUCACAAAAUUACUCGGGUUUUUUUACUUGGGUACAAAAACAAAAAAACAUCAUUUUGAGCUCAUGUUUCUGGAUUCCAGGACCACCCCAGAUCUCCCCCAUUCCCAUUUCUAGGACCUGGCACUGUCCUAGAUGAUUGUGCAGGCUGUUUACUAAGCAAAGACACACAGUCAAGGUGGGGGUGUGGCUGGAAUUCACACCGCACUCUGCUGGCUGCACUGUGCACGGAGUCACUUUUUAGGCUAGUUGUGGCUCUACACACGCACACGCACACGCACACGCACACACGCCCCUCUUGCACUCUGCCCCCAGCCCUUAAGCCCCAGCCUCCUAGUCCAAGCUUUUUAUGUUCGGCCCUGUUAACCCCUUCCCUUCCAUCUCAGAGUUGGGGGUUUGAAAGCCGGUUUCAUGGCCCUCUGUGAUGUCACAGUCUCUUUUCCCUGAGUGGAAGGGGACUUUCAGGGUACCUCAGAUCUGAUGGCCUGAAGUGGAGGACCAAGGUCUUGGAGAAAGACAAUCUCAAUGCUGUAUGGGUUUGGGACCUGCACGUGGUCCCAAGCAUCUGGAAAUGUGCACUUACCUUUCUUCAUUACCCAGACUUGGAUGGCCUUGUAGGGGUUCAAGGGAUAGGUCAAGGGGGUCAGAGGGCUAGAUCCUUCUGUCACUUCCUUUAAAUUAUUAACUAUUUAUUACAUCCGGAACCUGUGAGAUUCCGCUCUCCCAACCAGACCCUGGGAUGGGUGAGAGAAAAGGGGGAUGUCCCUCCCAUCCCCACUCUGCCCAGCUCUCGUCACUGUCAGACCCACCAGAGCUGAGGGCGGAGGGACCAGGGGGCUGGGGCAGCCUGGGUCCCCAUCCCCCUCUCUGUGCCUCGGUCUCCUCCCUUCCGUGGUGGGCGGGGGGAAGCUCCAUUCUUAACCUACCUCGUUUUGGGGAGGGGUGGGACGGGGACCAGAGUGCUGUAAGGUGCUGUGGGAUCUGCGGAUGAAGCGGUGGGAGCUGGGGAAGGUUCCCCUGGCCCCCACCUCCCAGCACCGCCUCUCCCAGGUCCCCCAGUCCUGCUCCCUGCUGAUACCCACCUCUGAUCCAUGAUUACUCUUCAUCACCCCCAAAUCAGGGGUGCAUGGAGGGCUGACCCUGGGAGCCAGGAAGACCUCAGACCCUGGAGCCCCCAGGCCCAAUUUCCCAGCUGCUUGCCCCUCAGAUUGGAUGCUUGGCCCCCAGACUUGGGGGAGGCACCCCGAUAUUUAUCUUCCUGAUCUUGAUUCCAAGCCAGUCUGUGACCUCAAUAUUGUUAUCGUCAGUGCAGGCUGCCGUGGCGGGGGAGGAUGGGGGCCAAAGACCCAGCCUUGUCAUUGGGGAGGGGGCAUGAGAUAUUCGCUCCAAGAAAUGUCUGUGACAAAGUC